AAACACUAAGAAAACUGAUUCAGCAAACAUUUAGGCAGUUUGCCAACCUUAAUAGAGAAGAAAGCAUCUUGAAAUUCUUUGAGAUUCUCUCUCCGGUGUACAGAUUUGACAAAGAAUGCUUCAAGUGUGCUCUUGGGUCAAGUUGGAUUAUUUCUGUGGAACUGGCGAUCGGCCCAGAAGAAGGGAUCAGUUACCUGACAGACAAGGGCUGCAAUCCCACACACCUAGCGGACUUCAACCAAGUGCAAACCAUUCAGUAUUCAAAUAGUGAAGACAAAGACAGGAAAGGAAUGCUGCAACUCAAAAUUGCUGGUGCUCCUGAGCCUCUGACAGUGACGGCACCAUCCCUAACCAUUGCGGAGAACAUGGCUGACCUGAUAGAUGGAUACUGCCGACUGGUAAACGGAGCCACACAGUCAUUCAUCAUCAGACCACAGAAAGAAGGUGAACGGGCAUUGCCAUCGAUACCAAAAUUGGCCAACAGUGAAAAACAAGGCAUGCGGACACAUGCGGUCUCUGUGUCAGAGACAGAUGACUACGCUGAGAUUAUCGAUGAGGAAGACACAUACACCAUGCCCUCAACCAGGGAUUAUGAGAUUCAGCGAGAAAGAAUAGAACUUGGACGCUGUAUUGGAGAAGGUCAGUUUGGAGACGUACAUCAAGGCGUGUACCUGAGCCCAGAGAAUCCAGCUUUGGCUGUUGCAAUCAAAACAUGUAAAAACUGUACUUCGGACAGCGUGAGAGAGAAGUUCCUUCAAGAAGCCUUAACAAUGCGUCAGUUCGACCAUCCUCACAUUGUGAAGCUGAUUGGAGUCAUUACAGAGAACCCCGUCUGGAUAAUCAUGGAGUUGUGCACGCUUGGAGAGCUGAGGUCAUUUUUGCAAGUAAGGAAAUACAGCUUGGAUCUGGCAUCUUUGAUCCUAUAUGCUUAUCAGCUUAGUACGGCACUUGCGUAUCUGGAGAGCAAAAGAUUUGUUCACAGGGACAUUGCUGCUCGGAAUGUUCUGGUAUCCUCAAAUGAUUGUGUAAAAUUAGGAGACUUUGGAUUAUCCCGAUAUAUGGAAGAUAGUACUUACUAUAAAGCUUCCAAAGGAAAAUUGCCUAUUAAAUGGAUGGCUCCAGAGUCAAUCAAUUUUCGACGUUUUACCUCAGCUAGUGACGUGUGGAUGUUUGGUGUGUGUAUGUGGGAGAUACUGAUGCAUGGCGUGAAGCCUUUUCAAGGAGUGAAGAAUAAUGAUGUGAUCGGUCGAAUUGAAAAUGGGGAACGAUUACCAAUGCCUCCAAAUUGUCCUCCCACCCUCUACAGCCUUAUGACGAAAUGCUGGGCCUAUGACCCCAGCAGGCGGCCCAGGUUUACUGAACUUAAAGCUCAGCUCAGCACAAUCCUGGAGGAAGAGAAGGUGCAGCAAGAAGAACGAAUGAGGAUGGAGUCCAGAAGACAGGCAACUGUAUCCUGGGAUUCUGGAGGGUCUGAUGAAGCACCACCCAAGCCCAGCAGACCUGGUUAUCCUAGCCCAAGGUCCAGUGAAGGAUUUUAUCCCAGUCCACAGCACAUGGUCCAGACCAAUCACUACCAGGUCUCUGGCUACCCAGGUUCCCAUGGAAUCCCAGCAAUGGCUGGCAGUAUUUACCCAGGUCAGGCAUCCCUUCUGGACCAGACAGAAUUAUGGAAUCACAGACCUCAGGAGAUGUCCGUGUGGCAGCCCAGUGUAGAGGACUCAGCAGCUUUGGACCUUCGAGGAAUGGGACAGGUACUUCCCCCUCAUCUGAUGGAAGAGCGGCUAAUCCGACAGCAGCAGGAAAUGGAAGAGGACCAGCGCUGGCUGGAGAAGGAAGAGCGAUUUCUGAAACCUGAUGUGAGGCUCUCUCGAGGCAGCAUCGAUAGGGAGGACGGGAGUUUUCAGGGUCCGACUGGAAACCAACACAUCUAUCAGCCUGUGGGGAAACCAGAUCCUGCAGCUCCACCAAAGAAACCGCCACGCCCUGGAGCACCUGGCCACCUAAGCAACCUGGCGAGCAUCAGCAGCUCUGGGGACAGCUACAAUGAGGGUGUCAAGCCAUGGAGGCUUCAGCCCCAGGAAAUCAGCCCCCCUCCCACUGCCAACCUCGACCGGUCCAAUGACAAGGUAUAUGAGAAUGUGACGGGCCUAGUGAAAGCUGUCAUUGAGAUGUCCAGCAAAAUCCAGCCAGCUCCUCCGGAGGAAUACGUCCCUAUGGUGAAGGAAGUCGGCCUGGCCCUGCGGACCUUACUGGCCACUGUGGAUGAGACCAUUCCUGUCCUCCCAGCCAGCACGCAUCGAGAGAUUGAGAUGGCACAGAAGCUGCUGAACUCUGACUUGGGUGAGCUCAUCAGCAAGAUGAAGCUGGCUCAGCAGUACGUCAUGACCAGCCUGCAGCAGGAGUACAAGAAGCAGAUGCUGACAGCUGCUCAUGCCCUGGCUGUGGACGCCAAAAAUCUACUUGAUGUUAUUGAUCAAGCAAGACUGAAAAUGCUAGGGCAGACACGACCACACUGAGCCACUGGCCAUUGAACACGGCUUUCUGCCCUUGGGAGAUCUUCUCUAGCAUUCCACCAGCAGCGAGGAAGUAACCGUGUCCUCGGACGCCCACACUCACAACUCCAGCUGAAUGACAGCUAGCUGAAAGUCUCUCUCAUAUAAGUUUAACCACAAUAUGUGUGGUUUUGAUUUGUUAUUUUUCUAAAUAAUGUUCAGAAAAGUCUGGAUCCAAAAUGUGGCAUUUUUCUGAGAAUGAAGAUUGUACAUUAAGAAGCUUUUAAAAUAUACUUGGUGUUGGAAUUGGGAUGUGUGCUUCUAGAAGUGGUAAUUCCUACUGACUAUGGCUUAAAGUUGAAAGAGGAGUGUCUUAGGGGGGAGGACUCCCUAAGAGCCCAGAGGCUGGCCAUCCUUCCUGCCAGAGUUCCUGUCCAGGCUGGUUUGCUAUAUGCUAAUCUCAUUUACAGAGAAAGUGCAUAAAAGCUAUAUUUUGAAGACUGAGUGGUUUCAGAAGAAAACUUCUGCCCUCCGUGUCUCUACCUUUUUCUUUCCCGUGGAUACUGAAGCAUUGAGUUGCAAACGAUCUAUAGAACUGACAAAAACUCUUGUCUUUCCUCACCAGAAUUCUGUGCCAGUUUUUUGUAGCAAUGUAAUUUUUCUUGGGAGCAGAAAUGCUUUGUACCAGAGCACUCCCAAAUGCAUCAAGAAGUUUCAGAACCAUCCCUGUUCUCCAUUUUUAUAUAAUUUAUAAGAAUGAUUAAAGCCAUGUUGACUCUUACAUCCACUGGAGCUAAUUGAUCUUCAUUUCGUCUGUCUUCCCAGGGAGGACCCCACAGGACAGACAGGGAUGUGGGUCUCUGAUGUGCUGUUGUCACACCAUGCAUUCUGUUAGACAGUUUGGAAAGCAUACCUUCCCUUUAGUUUGUUGGGGGAUAUAAAUUAUUCUCAGGAAGAAUAUAAUGAAUUGUACAGUUACUCUGACCUAUUAAAGGUGGCGCCAGGAAA
Arvicola amphibius (Eurasian water vole) is the source of this 3500-nucleotide messenger RNA. RefSeq names its product protein tyrosine kinase 2 (gene Ptk2). Gene Ontology annotation, biological process: protein phosphorylation; signal complex assembly. The transcript is spliced from 25 exons. Bases 291 to 2516 code for a protein of 741 amino acids. Gene Ontology annotation, cellular component: focal adhesion. The record is from RefSeq and is a predicted model, not a curated record. Gene Ontology annotation, molecular function: protein tyrosine kinase activity; ATP binding. Lineage: Eukaryota; Metazoa; Chordata; Mammalia; Rodentia; Cricetidae.